Molecule: messenger RNA, 4775 nt
Organism: Temnothorax curvispinosus
Lineage: Eukaryota; Metazoa; Arthropoda; Insecta; Hymenoptera; Formicidae
Exons: 1
Coding region: 1098-4328 (1076 amino acids)
Source: RefSeq, a predicted model, not a curated record
AAGAAUCCAAGAUGCCGGUAGCAAAUACAAAUUAAUUUUACGCUUGUACCACGCACCGGUGAAUCUCCUUUCACUUAGGAAGCUAAUAAAAAAAUGCACAGAUGAAAGCACGCACGACAAGUCUGUCAUAAUUUUAAUAGUUGGUUUAGUCAGUUCAAACUUUCUUCUGGGGCAUUAUAAAAAAAAAAAUACUCUUUAUUUUUAUGAACCGAAUGUAAUAUUCAUCUGUAGAAUUAAAAAUACUACCAAAAUAGUAAACAAUUGGCACCUUAAUAAGAAACUAAGAAUAAUAAUUCGUUGCAUCUCGGUACGGCUAUUCCCAGAAUAAUAAUUACAUUCUUAAGUAAUUCGCUCCCCUUCCAUUUCUUUUUUCAAACCAAACAUAAUUACCGAUGGAAAGUUACGAGUCCAGCUUAGCCGUACUGUUCUUUUGAAAAUUGUGGAACGUUGCAACAGUCGUAUCACUUUUCAGCGUGCAAUUAAACCACGAGAAAAUUUAUCUGGAAUCGCAUGAGCGCGUCUACUUUUUUUUGCGUUUAUUUCUUUUCGCGGCGGCAACACCAACUUAUUCGCGCGCGAUCCCGUACCUCGCUCGUUCCCGCGCGCUCAUUGCGUUGUACCGCUUCAGUUGUCGCAAAUCAACGAGUGGGCCCGUGCAAUUCAAGAGAAACUCGGCAUUUCUUUCCGAUAUUAUGCAAAAAUUUAUCCCCGCCCGUCAAAUCAUUGUUUAAUGACAGCUACGCAGCCGCAAUCGGCCGGCAGUCCUCGUGGAGUUCUGGGACACGAAGGUUUAGUGCGAUCUCUCCGGCUGCGCUAUCGCGCAAUAAUCUUUUUCACGAUCGAACUUUAAGUCAUUUGUCUAUGUAACUAAUUAUCGCUCAUUUCCAAGUAAAAACAAUAUGACAGUGACUCGUAACGUAAAACACUAUAAAAUAUAAAUAGCGUAUGUGAAUUUUUCAAAUAAAGACUGGAUUUAAAAGAAGCUCAUUUAAUAAGUAAAGUGCCUCCGUUUUCAUCGUUGAAAGUGACUUAACACACAGCUUGAUCUAAUGUGCGAUAUGCGAUUGUUUUCGAACGUCAACUAGGUGUCUUCCACAAUGGAAUAUGCAAGAAUAUUUAUCUUAUGUCUACUGUGCAUCGCGCGCGCGUCCGAGAUGCCACCGGAGGAAAUCGUCGAAUUAACAGCGGAACCCUUGACAUACGAAGAUCUAUCGAGAAUCUCUGUACAGGGAACCGAUGGAAUCGACGAACAAUCCACGGAGAAUCCUCGCGACAAGAGGGCUCUCGGUCUUCUGCUAUCAGGACUGGCUCAGAUUUUUGGAUACACGGUGACUCCAAUUCAAUUCGCCUCACUGCCAAACCCGAACGUGACGAGUCCCGCCGCAACGUCCAAUUCGUCCAAGACGAAUGUCAAUGUAAAACAGCAAACUGCAUCUUCUCGGCCCGCGAAAAACACCACAAUGCCGAAGCAGCAAGAAACCAUCAGGUUCACCGGCGUGCUGAAUUUCGGCAAUAAUUCGAACAUCAUAGGACAUCUUCAGCGAUACGAGCAGAUCUUUCACGGUCGUGGAAAUAGUACAGCGCCGACUAUGAUGACGACGCCGCGACCCCCGACGGCUCCUACAAAGAUUCCGUUGGACCCGAGGACAAACACGCAGACGAGGCCGCCUCUGCUAGCGCCGUUCUUCGUCAAGAUCCCGUUGCCGAUCGCGCCCGAACUUCUGCCAGUCGGAACGCCUCACGAGGAUCUCGGGUUAUCAUAUCCCUCACCGACGGUCUCCAUCACGAGCGGCACAAACGAGAAUACAGAAACACCGGUUCGAAAAGAGCAAGAGACGGUAUACAGGAAUAAUGAGGACACAGAACGAUACACGGUGGAGGAAAAGGAUAUUUACGAUGAGAAGGACGUGAAGAAACCGGUGGACAAACAUAGUCAUCAACUAUUCGUCGAUGAGCCGCGGCGGAACAAGCAGCAGAACGACAGGCGCAACGAGCUGCAACGCAAACAAGAAGAGCAGCGCGUCAAAAAGCUGGAGCAGCAGGAGGAAAAAAGAAAUCGCGAUAAAGCUGCUCACUACGAUGAGAAAGAAAUGAACGAGAGAUACAGGAACCGCGAGCAGGCAAUCGCUGGUCGAAAUCGAGAGUACGCUCCUAAGCACGUGUCAACGGAAGAGAGAAAACCAGCGCGUGACGAAGAGGAGGAUGAAAGCUCCGCGGAGUAUACCAGUCGGGAGAAUCUCUCAAACGAGUCCUCGAAGCAAUCGUCAAAAGAGCAGAAAGAGAAAGAACAGAGCGAGGACUAUCCGAAUUACGACGAUCAUUCCAGCAGACACGCAUACAAGCAACCUGAAGAUACCGACAAAUACCCGGAAGUGAGGUACAAUCAGCAGUUGCCUAUCGGCGACUACUUCCACGAAAAUAAUCCCGAAGUGAUCCGCGACAGCUACGGUGAGGUGUUGGACAACAAGAAGCUGGAAGACGACAGAAUCGCCGGUUACAUAAGUAUGUUCAAGCAUCCGUACGUUCAAGCUGACGCGUACGAUUCGCGAAGAGCUCACCCCGAGGACGCGUCGAGGGAAGAAAAUGAGAGAGAAACAUCUGCCGAGGAUGGUUAUGACGAGCACUUGACCAGGCUGCAAAAGCUCAGGGAGGAAUACGCCCUGCCGGAGAAUAAAUACGAAGAAUACGACUUGAAUGACGAGGGUGAGGCGGACAGAAACGACAGAGAGAGCGAGAGAAUCCAAAAUCGUACGUCGGCAAGAUCGAGAGGACCUAAAACGGGACGGCUCCGUGAUAAGGAAGAUAAUCGCGCGAGACGACCGACCGGACCGAAUCGCGAUGUCGCGAGAUUAGAAAAUGCGAAGUCGCAGGAAGAGGUCGAUUUCGCGAGAUACGUGCCUCUAGUCGUGCCCGUGCGCUACAUCGACGCGAACGAGAAGGUACAGCAAGCAACCACGCGACAGCUGAACUACAAAGAGGCGGAUAAAUCGACGGACAGCCGGUUUAGCGAAGAUAACGUGGGUCCCACGCGAACGGUUCUCAAAGAGGACCUGACUCCGCAGAUCGGUUUGCCUGAGAGACCACGGCAGUUGCACGAGGGCGAGCACAAGGAGCUGCACGUGUGGCCGCCGCCUUUCGACUACGCCUUCGACAACACGGAACCCGCGAACGCUAUCAUCCCGCCAAAUCCGCGGAACUAUUAUCCACAGAACUACGCCCCGAAUUAUUACCAACAUGUCGUGAACCAGGUCGCGACGCAAGACGCGAACGACAAGUCGUCGGAGCAACCUUCCGGUUACAUCGUAGUCGUUGGUAAUCCGGCAUAUCCGUAUCGAUAUCCCUACAAUAUUUAUUAUUUCUCCAACGAAGCUGUAAACUCGCGAAAUCAAAUUCUUCAAUCGAACGCCGAAGUUGCGCAUCCGCGAAAUCAAAUUCCUCAACCGAACGCCGAGGUUACGCAUCCGCGAAAUCAAAUCUACGUUGCUCAGCAAAGCGCCAGUCAACAGAUUAUCCAAACGAAGCCCAAUAUCACUGAAUAUAAUCUGAACGAGACCACGAAUAGCCCUCGCGACUAUUACUAUCAGCCUCAGGAAGUUCCAGCGAGCGUUCUCGAUCGUUACAGAUACAUUUUGGGAGAAACCGGAGAACGCGCUCCUCAAGUCAAAGAACCGUUUAAUAUCGAGAUAAGAAGUCAAAUUCCUAACGUGGAAAACUGGUCGAACAGAAUAUAUCGGCCGCAGGUGCCGAGUAAUACGGCCGAGGAAGCUCCUCGACCGGUCUACGUACAUUCGCAGAGUAUUGCGUCUGCAAAUCAAAACGCGCAGAGCGGACCGUCGGAAAGGCCGCGUCAUUCACGGCUGCUGAGGAAACGAAAGAGUGUACGACCGCAGAACGUACGUCGCAAGGAAGAUGAGAAGGCAACGACUCCGCAACCGAAGAACGAGCCUGAAGAAUUCCUGAAAAAUGAGCCUAAAGAAUUCCCGAAGAGCAAUAAACCGUUCGAAGAUCCCCAGAGCGCGCACGAUUUCUUCGGCUUCAGCAAGGACGAUUACAACUUCGGAAGCGAAAGCAGCGAUGCGACGAAAGUUGUCGAGGAAAAUGGCAAAAUUGCGGAGGAGUCGGACGUGCUCGUUGCACCGGAACCGCCGAUCGCUUAUCAUCACGAUGAUGAAAGUAUCGCGAAAGACGCCGAUGAUCCGGAAAAUAAUCCGGAGAAAGCCAAAGUCACGGAAUACCGGAACAAAGUGACGACCUUGAGGGUGUCGGAACGGAGGCAAUUAAUGCCAAACGGGCCGAUCCACUACGUGGACUUUAUACGCAAGCUCUGAUUGUAAUAUGUUAGUUAAUGUAUAAUAGAAAUAAUUCGAGUAAAUUAUUGGUGUGCGACGAAACGUUGUUAAUUUGUUAAUUCGCGCAACUAAUAAAACCUGUUUCACGGCACGGAAAAUUUGUCACAUGUUUCAUAUAGCAUCUGUUGCUGGCACGAAGUUCUCGAGUUGUAGCUGACUUUAAUUUUAACACAGUUCUCUUCUAUUCUGUCAUUCUCUUUCAUAAGAAUCACGUAAAAUAUGUAUAAUACAGAAAAGGAAGAAAUGUAUAAUUUAUUAAAAUUGAGAUAUUAUAAGUAAGCUUGUCAUAAUAUAAUAUUAAUAGUCUGUGCAGACUAUUAGUGGAAUAAAAUUACACACAAAUACACGCAAGCGAGUCUUUUUUAUUAAAAAAAUAAUAAUAAAAAGAUUUUUUGAUUCGAUACUUCGAACAUUCUACAUUUUAAA